CGGCAUUGCAGGUGCGCCCUCCCGGAUGCUGAAGCGGCCACCUCACCAUUACUCCGAUCUAUGCCCAGUCUCAUUGCACCACAACCGACGAAGACCUUGGUUUUUGGAGCGCAUUCCAACAAUUUUAACCUUCUGCAACCCAUACGAUUGUUACUAUAUUCCGUCACGUCUCAGCGGGAAGCUAUCGUGCAAUCAUCGCAAGCCAGCCCGGGCAAUGACCGCUGAUUCUCGCAGGGCUGCAGCAGUGCCGAAACAAAUUGAAAGAGAUGGACCAAAUGAUGGGAGAUGGUGGAAGACUUCCGCUUGAAACAUGGUUCUGGGAGAUGCCGAUAUGCACUAGGUGGUGGACUACUGCCACACUAUUGACCAGUGCUCUCGUGCAGUGUCAGAUGGCAACACCUUUCCAACUAUUUUACAGUUUUCGCGCAGUAUUCGUCAAAUCGCAGUACUGGCGGCUAUUGACGACCUUCCUAUACUUCGGGCCGUUUUCCUUGGAUCUUCUAUUUCACGUCUACUUCCUCCAGCGCUAUGCCCGGCUCUUAGAAGAGUCAUCAGGUCGCUCUCCCGCGCAUUUCUCCUGGCUACUCAUGUACGCCAUGACAAGUCUUAUUCUUCUCUCGCCUCUGGUGUCAAUGCCAUUCCUGGGACAUCCGCUGUCCUCGACACUCGUUUACAUCUGGUCUCGACGUAAUCCCGACACAAGGUUGAGCUUUCUAGGGCUCCUCGUAUUCACCGCGCCAUAUCUCCCGUGGGUACUGAUGGCUUUCAGCUUAGUUCUCCAUGGGUCUGUUCCGAAGGACGAGAUUAUGGGCGUGGUCAUUGGGCACAUAUGGUACUUCUUCACUGAUGUCUACCCACCCCUGCAUAAUGGCUCACGCCCUUUUGACCCACCUGGCUGGUGGCGACGAAUCUUUGAGAGGAGACCAGCCAACGAAGCUGUGGACGGCCCAAACAACGACAUACUGGCCAUGGGUGCCCCUGAACUUGCUGCAGAGGUUCUAUGAGCGUCUCGUCGGCGCCAAUACGACGGGCUAGGCGAAUAAAUAAAGUGGCGUGAGCGGCGGAAGAACAAUAGGAUCGCGGUGUUAACAGUCCUUUCGAUCAUGGUGUCCUGAAUCAAAUGACAGUUUCACCUCCCCAACGAGUGGUUGAACAGAGGUCUGACAGGCCGUAAGAUAGCUCCAGUGGAGAGAGAUACUCGUGCGAGGUGAUGCAGAAUGCAUGCUUUCGCCUUGCUCCAUGCUACGGCAGCGGAGCUUAUGACCGAGAGACCGAUUACAGCCCGGUUGACUUGGCAGACAACGAUAACAUGAACGUCAGCAAGGCAACCUAGCGAAUUUUUCCUAGGUAGUUCAACUAGCUCUUGCACAAAUCAUUCAU
Molecule: messenger RNA, 1380 nt
Organism: Verticillium dahliae VdLs.17
Lineage: Eukaryota; Fungi; Ascomycota; Sordariomycetes; Glomerellales; Plectosphaerellaceae
Product: derlin-2
Exons: 2
Coding region: 267-1004 (245 amino acids)
Biological process (GO): endoplasmic reticulum unfolded protein response
Cellular component (GO): endoplasmic reticulum membrane; Hrd1p ubiquitin ligase ERAD-L complex
Molecular function (GO): ubiquitin-specific protease binding; misfolded protein binding
Source: RefSeq, a predicted model, not a curated record